Cynara cardunculus var. scolymus (artichoke) is the source of this 3331-nucleotide messenger RNA. RefSeq names its product protein STABILIZED1. Lineage: Eukaryota; Viridiplantae; Streptophyta; Magnoliopsida; Asterales; Asteraceae. Gene Ontology annotation, cellular component: catalytic step 2 spliceosome; U4/U6 x U5 tri-snRNP complex. The coding region runs from base 233 to 3064 and encodes 943 amino acids. The transcript has 3 exons. The record is from RefSeq and is a predicted model, not a curated record. Gene Ontology annotation, biological process: positive regulation of primary miRNA processing; gene silencing by siRNA-directed DNA methylation; positive regulation of miRNA metabolic process. Gene Ontology annotation, molecular function: protein binding.
ACUCCACUUCGCAGAUUCCUUCAACGAAUUCGCCAUUGAUAUCAUUCCGUCUCUAGGGUUUUCCCUCCUCUGGAUUUACUGUUUCUGCUUUUCAGGUUUUACAGCUCACUCGAGCGAUUCUCCCAAUUUUAGGGUUUCGUAAAGCUAUGUUUUCAGGUUUUAUAGUUCAGUCGAGCAAUUGUCAGUAUUUUAGGGCUUGGUUCCAGGGAAACUUCCUCUUUCAAUUGGCAUCAUGCAAGCCCCUGUUGCACCCAAGAACCGAUUGGAGUUUCUCAACACCAGACCUCCACCUAAUUAUGUAGCUGGGCUAGGUCGAGGUGCCACUGGGUUCACCACUCGUUCUGAUAUUGGACCUGCCCGUGCCGCCCCUGACCUCCCUGACAGGUCUGCAGCUGCAGUUGGUGCUGCAGGUCCUUCUGGUGUUGGGCGCGGCCGUGGGAAGGGUCCUGGUGAGGAGGAAGAAGAGGAGGAGGCUGAAGAUAAGGGAUAUGAUGAGAACCAGAAGUUUGAUGAGUUUGAGGGUAAUGAUGUUGGGCUAUUUGCCUCUGCUGAGUAUGAUGAGGAAGAUAAAGAGGCUGAUGCUGUGUGGGAUGAGAUCGAUAAGAGGAUGGAUUCUAGGAGGAAAGAUAGGAGAGAGGCUAGGUUGAAGGAGGAAAUCGAAAAGUAUAGAGCUUCUAACCCCAAGAUUACUGAACAGUUUGCUGAUCUUAAGAGGAAGUUAGUGACACUCUCUGCUGAAGAAUGGGACAGUAUUCCCGAAAUCGGAGAUUAUUCUUUGAGGAAUAAAAAGAAGAGAUUCGAGAGUUAUGUGCCGGUUCCCGAUACGCUACUUGAGAAAGCUAGACAAGAAAAAGAACACGUCACUGCAUUGGAUCCAAAGAGUAGAGCUGUGGGUGGAACGGAGACGCCUUGGUCUCAAACACCAGAUUUGACUGCCGUUGGUGAGGGUAGAGGAACGGUUUUGUCUUUGAAAUUGGAUAGGCUUUCAGAUUCUGUUUCGGGUUUAACUGUUGUCGAUCCAAAAGGGUAUUUGACUGAUCUGAAGAGUAUGAAGAUCACCAGUGAUGCUGAGAUAUCAGAUAUCAAGAAAGCUAGGUUGUUGCUGAAGUCGGUCAUUCAGACAAAUCCAAAACAUCCACCUGGUUGGAUUGCAGCUGCAAGAUUAGAGGAAGUCGCGGGCAAGAUUCAGACAGCGAGGGAAUUGAUCAAGAGAGGCUGCGAGGAAUGUCCAAAGAACGAGGAUGUGUGGAUCGAGGCAUGUCGAUUAGCAAAUCCAGAUGAAGCCAAGGCUGUGAUAGCGAGAGGGGUUAAAGCAAUUCCCAAUUCCGUUAAGCUUUGGAUGCAAGCUGCAAAAUUGGAAAACGAUGACGCCAGUAAAAGUCGGGUAUUGAGGAAGGGUCUUGAAAACAUUCCUGACUCCGUAAGGCUAUGGAAAGCAGUUGUGGAACUUGCUAAUGAAGAAGAUGCAAAGCUUUUGCUUCAGAGGGCCGUGGAGUGUUGCCCAUUACAUGUCGAAUUGUGGCUUGCGUUGGCUAGGUUGGAAACGUAUGAUGCAGCGAAGAAGGUGCUGAAUAAAGCAAGAGAGAAGCUCCCUAAAGAACCAGCCAUUUGGAUCACCGCUGCAAAAUUGGAAGAAGCUAACGGGAACACCGCCAUGGUUGGGAAGAUAAUAGAAAGGGGUAUACGGGCUUUGCAGAGAGAAGGGCUCGAGAUCGACAGGGAGGCUUGGAUGAAAGAGGCUGAAGCUGCUGAACGAGCUGGUUCUGUGGCAACCUGUAAUGCAAUUAUUAGUAACACCAUUGGGAUCGGAGUGGAAGAAGAAGAUCGUAAGACAACUUGGGUUGCCGACGCAGAAGAAUGCAAGAAAAGAGGUUCCAUUGAAACAGCUAGAGCAAUUUACGGUCACGCACUUACCGUGUUCUUAACAAAGAAGAGCGUAUGGCUUAAAGCAGCACAACUUGAGAAGGCUCAUGGCACUCGGGAGUCUCUCGAUGCUCUACUUCGUAAAGCCGUUACCUACAGACCGCAGGCCGAGGUCUUAUGGCUAAUGGGUGCUAAAGAAAAGUGGCUUGCUGGCGAUGUUCCUUCAGCUCGGGCAAUUCUUCAGGAAGCAUAUGCUGCGAUUCCCAAUUCCGAAGAGAUCUGGCUUGCAGCGUUUAAGCUUGAAUUUGAAAACAACGAGCCUGAAAGAGCGAGAAUGCUUCUCGCUAAAGCCCGUGAAAGGGGAGGAACCGAGAGAGUGUGGAUGAAGUCUGCCAUUGUCGAGAGAGAGCUUGGGAACGCCGAAGAAGAAAGAAGGCUGCUCGAUGAAGGAUUGAAACUAUUCCCUUCGUUUUUCAAGUUAUGGUUGAUGCUCGGUCAACUCGAGGAACGGCUCGGUCGCCUGCCGCAAGCAAAGGAGGCAUACGAGUUGGGUUUGAAACAGUGUCAAAACUCAAGCCCUCUUUGGCUCUCACUCGCAAAUCUCGAGGAGAGAAUGACCGGACUGAGUAAAGUUCGAGCUGUUCUGACAAUGGCUAGGAAGAGGAACCCACAUAACCCUGAACUAUGGUUAGCCGCCGUACGAGCCGAGUCAAGACACGGUUCUAAGAAAGAAGCCGACAUUUUAAUGGCGAAGGCGUUGCAGGAAUGCCCGAACAGCGGUAUUCUGUGGGCUGCUUCGAUUGAGAUGGCUCCUAGACCACAACGGAAAACCAAGAGCUCGGACGCUUACAAGAAAUGCGAGCACGAUCCCCAUGUAAUCGCCGCUAUCGGAAAGCUGUUUUGGCACGAUCGGAAGGUGGACAAAGCACGAACUUGGCUCAACCGAGCGGUUACUCUUGCACCAGAUGUUGGAGACUUUUGGGCUUUGCUUUAUAAAUUUGAACUACAACAUGGAACCGAGGAUCAGCAGAAGGAAGUUUUGAGGAAAUGUGUUGCUGCGGAACCGAAACACGGUGAGAAAUGGCAGCCGAUAUCGAAGGCGGUCGAGAAUUCGCACCAACCGGUAGAAGCGAUUUUGAAGAAAUUAGUAGUUGCGCUUGGCAAGGAGGAGAAAGCCGCGGAAGAGAACAAACAUCAGUGACGUUGACGUUGUUUUAGUUGGUUAUGCCUCCGGUUUGUAUACUUCCGUCCAUCGAACGUAUUUUAGUAUGGAUGCUCUAAUUGCGACUUUGCGAGUGCUCUGUCGGGAUGUUUCCGUAGGCCGGCUACUGCUCUGAGUUUAUCAGGGUUGAUUUCUUGCCGUUACAGUUUAUCAGGUGUAGCCUUCCUAAACAUCUAUUGGGAGAUGUUUGCAGAGCCAAUGUUGGAUCUUGAAAUUUUUGCAUAUUUAUGGUGAUGUUGAAGUUCA